AUGGUGAAUUCAGAUGAUAAGAAUACCAUCUUUUGUAUAUCUAAAGAAUUUCCUUCUGUAGAUAACAACAUGAUUGAAAUUGAAUCUAAAUUAAUAGGCUUGGAUCAAAUCAUUUCAUCAACAAUUACUAAUCAUUCAGAAAGGGAUAUUAAUUUUAAAAAGGAUGAUGUUAUUGGAGAAAUUUCUGCUCUUGAAUUUGUUAGUGAGGCGUGGGAGAAAGUUGAUAAACUUGAUUCAACAACAAGAAAUGACAAAGGAUAUGGUUCAACUGGAUUUUAA
Messenger RNA from Hepatospora eriocheir, 279 nucleotides. The record is from the annotation of a GenBank genome assembly. Lineage: Eukaryota; Fungi; Microsporidia; Hepatosporidae.